AUGGUACGGCUCGGGACGCCGGUGCCAGUGCUCGAGCGGCAGUGCGACCGCGACACGACGGUGCUGGGCCGCGCUGUGCCGAAGGGGACGACGAUGCUGAUGCUCGCGCAGGGGCCCAGCUUGACGUCGCCGGCGCUGCGGAUUCCCGAAGCGGCGAGGAGUUCGUCGGCGAGGCCGUGCGGGGCCUGGGAUCCCGAGGGCAUGCAAUUGUUUGCGCCGGAGCGGUGGCUGUCGACGGACGGCGCGGGGAACGUCGUAUUCGAUCCACUGGCCGGGCCGGUGCUGGGGUUCGGCGGCGGCGUUCGGGGGUGCUUCGGGCGGAAGUUGGCGUAUCUGGAGAUGAGGAUCGUCUGUACUCUUGUAGCGUGGAACUUUGAGCUUUUGGACUGUGGCGAGGAGCUUUCUGGGUAUGAGGCCAUGGAGGAGAUUACGUACAAGCCGACGAGUUGCUACAUGAAGCCGAGGCGGUGGGAAGACGCUUGA
Verticillium alfalfae VaMs.102 is the source of this 483-nucleotide messenger RNA. Its product is annotated as cytochrome P450. Gene Ontology annotation, molecular function: heme binding; iron ion binding; oxidoreductase activity, acting on paired donors, with incorporation or reduction of molecular oxygen. The transcript has a single exon. The record is from RefSeq and is a predicted model, not a curated record. NCBI's taxonomy places the organism in Eukaryota, Fungi, Ascomycota, Sordariomycetes, Glomerellales, Plectosphaerellaceae. The coding region runs from base 1 to 483 and encodes 160 amino acids.